UCUCGAUCUCUCUGUUGCUUGAUCGACAAGAAAGAGGAGCGCUCAGGGUUCGGGCUUCGCCAUGAGCAGGUUCGCCUUCUACGAGAGGAUCUACAGAGCGUUCCACGACCGUCCUUCGCUCUCCAAGCUCCUCCUCGUCUCCACCGUCAGUGGUGGGGGUAUAGUAGCAUUUUCGGAUACAACUCCGUUCCGUGUCGCCUAUGCCGAUUCAGCACAAGGUCAAUGCCCCAAAAAGAAGGUGGUUGUGCUCGGAACUGGGUGGGCUGCCACCAGCUUUUUGAAGAAUUUGAAGAACUCAUCAUAUGAAGUAGAAGUAGUUUCGCCACGUAAUUAUUUUGCGUUCACGCCCUUGUUACCAAGUGUCACAAAUGGCACGGUGGAAGCACGCAGUAUUGUUGAACCAAUCCGAAAUAUUGUUAACAAGAAAGGUCCCCAUUGCGAAUAUAGAGAAGCUGAAUGUUACAAGAUUGAUGCAGAAAAGAAGAAAAUUUACUGUCAGACUACUCAAGCUUCGAACCUAGGAGGGAAAGAAGAAUUUGCAAUAGAUUAUGACUAUCUCAUAAUAGCUGUGGGAGCCCGUGCAAAUACAUUCAACACGCCUGGUGUCGAGGAGAAUACCCAUUUCUUGAAGGAAGUAGAAGAUGCUCAGAAGAUCCGUCAGACGGUCAUUGACUGCUUUGAGAGAGCAAGCUUACCAAGCCUUAGUGAAGAAGAAAGGAAGAGGAUUUUGCAUUUUGUUGUCGUUGGUGGUGGUCCAACAGGUGUGGAAUUUGCGGCAGAGCUUCAUGACUUUGCGAUUGAAGAUCUUGCUCAGCUAUAUCCAGAAGUCAAAAACCUUGUGAAGAUUACACUUCUUGAAGCAGGAGAUCAUAUUUUGAACAUGUUUGACAAAAGAAUCACUGCUUUCGCGGAACAGAAAUUUCAAAGAGAGGACAUCAAUAUCAAGACAGGCUCCAUGGUAGUCAAAGUGGCGGAGAAAGAAAUUUCCACAAAGGAAAGAGGGACUGGUCAUGUUGUUUCUAUUCCUUACGGAAUGGCCGUCUGGUCUACUGGCAUCGGGACUCGGCCUUUCAUUAUGGAAUUCAUGAAGCAAAUUGGGCAGACUAACAGGCGGGCAAUUGCCACCGAUGAAUGGCUGAGGGUUGAUGGUUGUGAUACCAUAUAUGCUCUCGGUGACUGUGCAACCAUCAAUCAGCGGCGAGUCAUGGAAGAUAUUGCGGCGAUAUUCAGUAAGGCAGAUAAGUCUGGGACCGGUAAGCUGACUAUACAAGAUGCAAAAGAAGUUGUUGCAGAUAUCUGCGAACGGUAUCCACAAGUGGAACUAUACUUGAAGAAGAAAAAUAUGAAGAACUUUGUUGAUCUACUCAAGCAUUCUGACAGCGAAAUGCAAACUCUCAAGCUGGACAUUGAACUGUUUAAGUUAGCGCUUUCUGAAGUGGAUUCUCAGAUGAAAAAUCUUCCUGCGACGGCUCAAGUGGCUGCUCAACAAGGUGAAUAUCUUGCCGAUUGUUUCAAUCGCAUGGACAUGUGCGAAAAGAAUCCCGAAGGUCCUCUGAGGUUCAGGGCAUCAGGACGUCAUCGGUUUCAUCCCUUCAGGUACAAGCACUUCGGACAAUUUGCACCUUUGGGAGGAGAACAAACUGCAGCGGAGCUACCAGGGGAUUGGGUCUCGAUUGGCCGCAGUACCCAGUGGCUUUGGUAUUCAGUUUAUGCAAGCAAAUUAGUCAGCUGGCGCACCAGAGUGCUGGUGAUCUCUGACUGGGGGCGGCGGUUCAUAUUCGGCAGAGAUUCGAGUCGAAUUUAAGGAAGAAAAUCACAUCCAAAGAGGAUGCGUCAUUGCAGUUUUGCAGUUUUGUCCACGACUGUCAUCUUAAUUCAAUUAUACACAGUACACACACGA
This is a messenger RNA of Rhodamnia argentea, 1900 nucleotides long. RefSeq names its product external alternative NAD(P)H-ubiquinone oxidoreductase B3, mitochondrial-like. Gene Ontology annotation, molecular function: calcium ion binding; NADH dehydrogenase activity. NCBI's taxonomy places the organism in Eukaryota, Viridiplantae, Streptophyta, Magnoliopsida, Myrtales, Myrtaceae. The record is from RefSeq and is a predicted model, not a curated record. Bases 62 to 1804 code for a protein of 580 amino acids. The transcript is spliced from 10 exons.